Suncus etruscus (white-toothed pygmy shrew) is the source of this 1780-nucleotide messenger RNA. RefSeq names its product hydroxyacid oxidase 1 (gene HAO1). Gene Ontology annotation, molecular function: FMN binding; oxidoreductase activity. The coding region runs from base 23 to 1135 and encodes 370 amino acids. The transcript is spliced from 8 exons. Lineage: Eukaryota; Metazoa; Chordata; Mammalia; Eulipotyphla; Soricidae. The record is from RefSeq and is a predicted model, not a curated record.
GGAGUCGCAUUAAGUGUUGAAAAUGUCCAGCAGAUUCGUUUGUAUCAAUGAUUAUGAACAGUAUGCUAAAUCAGUACUUCAGAAGUCUGUAUAUGACUACUAUAAGUCUGGAGCAAAUGAUCAGGAAACGUUGGCUGAUAAUAUUGCAGCAUUUUCCAGGUGGAAGCUAUAUCCACGGAUGCUCCAGAAUGUGGCUGAAAUUGACCUGUCAACUUCUGUCUUAGGGCAGAGGGUCAGCAUGCCAAUAUGCGUAGGAGCCACUGCCAUGCAGUGUAUGGCUCAUGUGGAAGGGGAGCGUGCAACGGUGAGAGCCUGUAGGUCAAUGGGAACAGGCAUGAUGUUGAGUUCCUGGGCCACCUCUUCAAUUGAAGAAGUAGCUGAGGCUGGUCCUGAGGCCCUUCGCUGGCUACAACUCUACAUAUACAAAGACCGUGAGGUCACCAAGCAGUUAGUGAAGCGGGCAGAGAGGAUGGGCUACAAGGCCAUAUUUGUGACCGUGGAUACCCCUUACCUGGGGAAUCGCUUCGAUGAUGUGCGUAACAGGUUCAAGCUGCCACCUCAACUCAGAAUGAAAAAUUUUGAAGCCAGUGAUUUGGCAUUUUCUCCGAAGGAAAAUUUUGGAGAUAACAGUGGACUUGCCACAUACGUAGCAAAAGCAAUAGAUCCAUCUAUCAGCUGGAAGGAUAUUAAAUGGCUGAGGCAACUGACAUCACUGCCGAUUGUGGCAAAAGGCAUACUGAGAGGUGAUGAUGCCAAGGUGGCAGUGAAACACGGUGUGAAUGGAAUCUUAGUGUCAAAUCAUGGGGCCCGACAACUGGAUGGGGUACCUGCCACUAUUGAUGUUCUACCAGAAAUUGUGGAGGCUGUAGAAGGAAAGGUAGAAGUCUUCCUUGAUGGAGGUGUGCGGAGAGGAACUGAUGUUUUGAAAGCUCUAGCUCUGGGAGCCAAGGCAGUUUUCAUAGGGAGACCAGUUAUUUGGGGCUUGGCUUCUCAGGGAGAGAAAGGGGUUCAAGAUGUCCUUGAGAUUUUAAAAGAAGAAUUUCGAUUGGCCAUGGCUCUGAGUGGGUGCCAGAAUGUGAAAGUCAUCGACAAGACAUUGGUGAGGAAAAAUCCUUUGGCUGUUUCCAAGAUCUGACAGUGCACAAUAUUUUCCCAUCUGUAUUAUUUUUUUUUCCGGCAUGUAUUACUUGACAAAGAGACACUGUGCAGAGGGUGAGCACAGUGUGUAAUUCCCCACUUUGAUACAAAGGGUUUCGUUCUUCUCCAACAAAAAAGCAAUUCCUUUUAGCCCAUUGCUUUUGACUUUUCAAUGGGUGUCCUAGGAACCUUUUUAGAAAGAAAUUGACUUGCAUCCUGGAAAUAUAUUAACUGUUAAAAAGAAAACAUUGAAAAUGUGUUUAGACAACGUCAUUCCUGGCAGGGGAAAGGGAUGAAAAACAAAAGAUAUCCUUUGUAAAAUGGGAAGUUGUUAAUAUGGAAAUAAAAUGAUAAUGAUACAACUGUUUAUUUACCUGCAUUGUGUUUAGAUAUCCUUGCAAUACUUUUCUUCAAUUGAAACCUCAAAUUUUAUGGUUGGUCUUGUCUGCUGAGGCUUCAACAUGCUGAGAAAGUAGCACUUGACAGAAUUGGAAUGAGUUGGCUUUCAUUUAAGAUUAUUUUUAGAUAGCUUUGAGUAUCUUCUGUUAUGUUGUAUGUUUGAAUGUAGACUUCUAUGUCUGAAUAAAUCUGAAUAUUUUCUUAUAUUCUUUAUAAAUCAAAACAAAUAAAGCACCAACAAUGA